Messenger RNA from Aspergillus heteromorphus CBS 117.55, 2724 nucleotides. It is a transcript of the gene argEF, whose product is annotated as bifunctional acetylglutamate kinase/N-acetyl-gamma-glutamyl-phosphate reductase. Gene Ontology annotation, molecular function: N-acetyl-gamma-glutamyl-phosphate reductase (NADP+) activity; arginine binding; NADP+ binding. The coding region runs from base 1 to 2724 and encodes 907 amino acids. Lineage: Eukaryota; Fungi; Ascomycota; Eurotiomycetes; Eurotiales; Aspergillaceae. The transcript is spliced from 3 exons. Gene Ontology annotation, biological process: L-arginine biosynthetic process. The record is from RefSeq and is a predicted model, not a curated record. Gene Ontology annotation, cellular component: mitochondrial matrix; mitochondrion; cytoplasm.
AUGCUGGCUGGCACCAUGUUCUCCCUUCGCACCGCCGUGCGGAGAGCUUCCACCAGCAAGCCCCUCCGCGCGUUCUCCGCACAGCAGGCCGUUGCCUCUGCCAGACUCGCCUCUCCCUCUGCUCGCCACUCCCUCAAGGCGUCGGCGGUCCCCCUCCUGCAGAGUCGCUCCUACUCCCGUGCCUCGGACCCCCAGCUCUCCUCCACCCGGUCCACCGUCGUCCAGUUGCUGAGUAACAUUGGCUCGAAGCGCGAGGUCCAGCAGUACCUCUCCCACUUCACCUCCGUCUCGUCCCAGCAGUUCGCAGUCAUCAAGGUCGGCGGUGCCAUCAUUACCGAGCACCUCCACACCCUCUCCUCCGCUCUUGCCUUCCUGAACCAUGUCGGUCUCUACCCCAUCGUCGUCCACGGUGCCGGUCCCCAGCUCAAUCGCAUGCUGGAGGACGCCGGUGUCGAGCCACAAUUCGAGGACGGAAUCCGCGUGACCGAUGGAAAGACCCUGGCUCUCGCCAGGAAGCUGUUCAUGGAGGAGAAUCUCAAGCUGACCGAGGAGCUGGAGCGCAUGGGCGUUCGGGCGCGCCCCCUCAACGCGGGCGUCUUCACCGCCGAUUACUUGGACAAGGACAAGUACAACCUGGUUGGCAAGAUCAACGGCGUCAACAAGAAGCCCAUUGAGUCUGCCAUCGAGGCGGGCUGCCUCCCCAUCCUGACCUCCAUGGCUGAGACUCCUGAUGGUCAGGUUUUGAAUGUCAACGCUGAUGUCGCGGCCGGUGAGCUGGCGCGUGCGCUCCAGCCGCUCAAGAUCGUCUACCUCGCCGAGAAGGGUGGCCUGUUCAACGGUGACACGGGCGAGAAGAUCUCCGCGAUCAACCUGGACGAGGAGUACGAGCACCUGAUGAGCCAGUGGUGGGUGCGCCACGGUACUCGUCUGAAGAUCAAGGAGAUGAAGGACCUCCUCAGCGACCUGCCCCGCACCUCCAGUGUUGCCAUCAUCCACCCUGCCGACCUGCAGAAGGAGCUCUUUACCGACUCGGGAGCCGGUACUUUGAUCCGCAGAGGCAACAAGGUCCACACCAAGACCUCUCUCUCCGAGUUCGAGGACUUGGAGAAGUUCAAGGAGGUCCUGGUCCGCGAUCGCGAGGGACUGGAUGCCCGCGCCACCGUCGCCCGCUAUGUUGAGGGUCUGAAGGAGCGCGACUUCAAGGUCUACUACGACGAGCCCAUGGAGGCGUUGGCCGUUGUCCUGCCCCCCUCGAAGGAUGCUACCUCUUCCCUGGCCCACCUGGCCACUUUCACCAUCACCAAGGCCGGAUGGUUGACUAACGUCGCCGACAACGUCUUUGCUUCUAUCAAGAAGGAGUUCCCCAAGCUGGUCUGGACUGUCAAGGAGGACGAUGAGAACCUGACCUGGUUCUUUGACAAGGCUGAUGGCAGUCUCAGCCGCGAGGGAGAGGUCCUCUUCUGGUACGGCAUCGAGAGUGGUGAGGAGGUUAAGCAUCUGGUCCAGGAGUUCAACCAGCACGGUCGCCAGAUGUUCGGAGAUAUCAACCUCGAGUCGAGGCUGCACCGCGCCGCGCAAGCGGCCACCAACAUCGGUAAGGGAUUCGGCGCGAGCGGUGCUUCUGCUGAGCAGAAGCGCGCUUUCUCCACGGGCAAUGCUCUGCGGGCUGCUCGUUCGGGACGCCCCAUGGUCCCCGUUCAGGCUGUCAGGACCUACGCCACGACGAACCCCAACCCUCCCCUGGGUGAGAAGAACCGCUCCAACACCCAGCCCUCCAAGGUUGCUCUGAUCGGAGCCCGUGGCUACACUGGCCAGGCCCUGAUCAACCUGAUCAACUCCCACCCCCACCUCGACCUGCGCCACGUCUCUUCUCGCGAGCUGGCUGGCAAGGAGCUGCAGGGCUACGACAAGCGUGAGAUCAUCUACGAGAACCUGAGCCCCGAAGAUGUUAAGCGCAUGUCCACCAACGGAGAUGUUGACUGCUGGGUCAUGGCUCUGCCCAACGGUGUUUGCAAGCCGUUCGUUGAUGCCGUCGACCAGGGCUCCGAGACGGGCAACGUGAUCGUCGACCUGAGUGCCGAUUACCGGUUCGACAGCAAGUGGACCUACGGUCUCCCCGAGCUGGUCAGCCGUUCCAAGAUUGCCCAGGCCACCCGUAUCGCCAACCCCGGAUGCUACGCCACGGCCGCCCAGAUCGGAAUUGCCCCUCUUGUCCCCUACCUUGGCGGACAGCCCACUGUCUUCGGUGUCUCGGGAUACUCCGGAGCGGGCACCAAGCCCAGCCCCAAGAACGACGUGGACAACCUCACCAACAACAUCAUCGCCUACAGCUUGACGGACCACAUCCACGAGAAAGAGAUCAGCGCCCAGCUGGGAACUAGCGUUGCCUUCACCCCCCACGUUGCUGUCUGGUUCCAGGGUAUUCACCACACCAUCAGCAUUCCUCUGAAGGAGGAGAUGAGCUCUCGCGACAUCCGCAACCUCUACCAGGACCGUUACGCGGGCGAGAAGCUCGUGAAGAUCGUUGGCGAGCCUCCUUCGGUCAAGAACAUCGCCGGCCGCCACGGUGUUGAGGUCGGUGGCUUUGCCGUCCACUCCAGCGGCAAGCGUGUCGUUGUGUGCGCUACCAUCGACAACCUGCUGAAGGGAGCCGCCACCCAGUGUCUACAGAACAUGAACCUUGCCCUCGGCUACGGCGAAUACCAGGGCAUCCCCCUUGAAUAG